CUCUCUGCGUAAACGGAGCGAGUGGAGAAGGAGAGAGCGCACGGUGAGGAAAGCAGAGCUUAGUGGCAAGGCAGCGGUGCCGCUGACACGAGUAAAGGGACCCCGUGGCUGUUUCCACCACCUCUCUCUUCUCUCAGCUUAACCUGCGCCUUCUCACACGGACUUCGACAUCGGGACUAGAGGCUGUACACACCUACCGACCCUCUUUUUGGACUCGUUUGAUUAAUCAGCAGAGACCCUGAGGUGGAAGUGUGGGGGGGAUUCUCGUUUCCCCCACCGUGGACCGAGGAGUUGUGUGUGUGUUUAUGUGUUUUACGCGUUGCUUGUAAUGGGGAAAAGUGGACAGAGAAGUGGAAUAGGACACGGGGGUUGCAGCUUGGUGAGGAUGUGCGCCACGCCGGGGAUCCUGCUUCUCCUGGUGCUCGCACACAGAGGAAUCGCCCAAGUGAGAGACGAUGAUGAUUUCCUGAGUCUGAGUGAGCUCCCAGAAACCUUCCCCUCCGACCCUCCGGAGCCCUUACCUCACUUCCUGUUUGAACCUGAGGAGGGCUACAUUGUCAAAAACAAACCUGUCAAUCUGUACUGCAAAGCAACACCUGCCACGCAGAUUUACUUCAAGUGCAACAGCGAGUGGGUCCAUCAGAAAGAUCACACUGUGGAGGAGAGGGUGGACGAAAACUCAGGUCUGGUCGUAAGAGAAGCCAGUAUAGAAAUUACACGACAGCAAGUGGAGGAGCUGUUCGGUCCUGAAGAUUACUGGUGCCAGUGCGUGGCCUGGAGCUCCGCUGGAACCACCAAAAGCCGCAAGGCACAUGUCCGCAUCGCAUACCUGAAGAAGUCAUUUGAACAGGAACCCCUGGGAAAGGAAGUAUCUCUGGAGCAGGAAGUGCUCUUACAAUGUCGCCCUCCGGAGGGCAUACCAGCUGCCGAGGUGGAGUGGUUGAAGAACGAAGAGAUAAUUGACCCAGCAGAGGACAGAAAUUUCUACAUCACCAUCGACCACAACCUGAUCAUCAAACAGGCACGUCUGUCGGACACAGCCAACUACACAUGUGUGGCGAAGAACAUAGUGGCCAAAAGACGAAGCACUACGGCAACUGUCAUUGUUUACGUGAAUGGUGGUUGGUCGACCUGGACAGAGUGGUCAGUGUGUAACAGUCGUUGUGGACGUGGCUUCCAGAAACGAACCCGCAGCUGCACUAACCCCGCCCCUCUCAACGGAGGACUGCCUUGUGAUGGACAGGCCAUACAGAAACUUCUCUGCACCACACUGUGCACCGUGGACGGUGUGUGGACAGAGUGGAGUAAGUGGUCAGCCUGUGGGACGGAGUGUACCCAGUGGAGGAGGAGGGAUUGCAACAACCCAGCACCUAAAAACGGAGGAAAGGACUGCGAGGGGCUGGUGCUCCAGUCUCAGAACUGUACUGACGGACUCUGUAUGCAAAGUUCAUUGUUUCAGAAGUCCACUGAGCCCAAAGAAAACAGUGAUUUGGGAAUCCCAUCUGCUCCGAGUACGGAUGAUGUGGCGCUCUAUGUGGGCAUUGUCAUCGCAGUGAUUAUGUGCCUGGUCAUCUCUGUCAUCGUGGCACUCUUUGUCUACCGCAAGACGCACCGUGACUUUGACUCGGACAUCAUCGACACCUCGGCGCUAAAUGGAGGCUUCCAGUCUGUUAAUAUCAAAACAGCCAGAUCAGCUGAUCUACUGACAGCUCCUCCUGACUUGACAAAUGCAGCUGCCAUGUAUCGUGGUCCUGUGUAUGCCCUCCACGAUGUGUCAGAUAAAAUCCCAAUGACCAACUCCCCUCUCCUGGAUCCUCUUCCCAACUUGAAGAUCAAAGUGUACAACUCAUCUGGUCUGGUCACACCGCAGGAUGACCUCGGAGGAGACUUCACAUCCAAACUGUCUCCGAAGGUAACUCAGUCUCUGCUGGAUAACAGCGACACCAUGAACCUUCGCAACCAGAGCCUGGCCCGAACACGAGACCCUUCCUGUACUGCUCACGGAUCCUUCAACAACCAGGGAGGACACCUCAUUGUACCCAACUCAGGUGUGAGUUUGUUGGUUCCAGCGGGUGCUGUUCCUCAGGGUAGGGUGUACGAGAUGUAUGUGACUGUGCACAGGAAGGACAGCUUGAGACCCCCGGUAGAGGACAUCCAGACAGUGCUGAGCCCAGUGGUGAGUUGUGGACCUCCAGGAGCCCUGCUGACCAGACCAGUGAUCCUUACCAUCCACCACUGUGCUGACAACGUCCAGGAAGACUGGCUGAUACAGCUGAAGAACCAACUGGCCAUGGGAGAGUGGGAGGAUGUGGUUGUAGUGGGAGAAGAAAACUUCACCACCCCCUGCUAUGUGCAGAUGGACUCGGAGGCAUGUCACAUCUUAACAGAGACACUGGGGACUUACUGCCUGGUGGGCCAGUCAAUCUGCAAGGCAGCCGCCAAGAGGCUCAAACUGGCUGUCUUUGGACCCGUCUCCUGCACAACUUUGGACUAUCACAUCAGGGUUUAUUGCCUGGACGACACACAGGACGCACUCAAGGAGGUUCUUCAGAUGGAGACCCAGAUGGGAGGGAAGCUUCUGGAUGAGCCGAAGACCCUGAACUUUAAAGACAGCACACACAAUCUGAGGCUGUCGAUCCAUGACGUGCCACACACACACUGGAAGAGCAAACUAAUUGCAAAGUAUCAGGAGAUUCCUUUCUACCAGGUGUGGAGUGGCAGCCAGAGAACUCUCCACUGUACCUUCACCCUGGAGAGACUGAGCCCAGCCACCACAGAGAUCAGCUGCAAGCUGUGUGUACGGCAGGUGGAAGGAGAAGGGCAGAUCUUUCAGCUCAGCAACACAUUGGAGGAGGAGGUCCAGUGCAUAGACACGUCCCUGAUGGACCCUGCCAGUAAUAUCACAACCUUAGUUGGACCCAAUGCCUUCCGCAUUCCUUUAUCCAUCAGACAGAAGCUGUGUGGCAGUCUAGAUGCACCGCAGACCAGAGGCAAUGACUGGAGGAUGCUGGCCCACAAACUCAACCUUGACAGGUACCUGAACUACUUUGCCACUAAGUCCAGUCCGACAGGUGUGAUCCUGGAUCUCUGGGAAGCCCAACAUUUCCCUGAUGGUGAUUUAAAUGAACUGGCCGCUGUGCUGGAAGAGAUGGGUCGCCAUGAUGGUAACUUUGCCUCCAUGACAACGGAACACUGACGAAGCAACAUGGUCACCGUGACAAUGACAUAACUCUGGAGACAAUAACACGUGAUUUCUCUAUGGCUGAUGCUGCGGCAAGGGCAAUGAACAAAUUCGAUGUGAGCAAAAGAAAAGUUGUCACUAAGGUGAUUGAGCACCGGUUAAAUACCAUGGCAAUCAUGCCGACAUGGUAACAAACGAGAAAUGCUCGAGCCGGUGCUGGGAACUCUGUGCGUGUAUCUUUGUGUGUUUAUUUCAGCAACGUUGCAGUGUUGUGUGUGACCGAAAGAGACAUAACCCAACCUACAACACAAACAGAGUCUAUCAGGAACAAACAAAACAUACACAUGCCUAAAAGAGACCUUGUUUGGUGUAACACUAGUUGUUCUCUUGCUGUUUCUUUAUACUGAGCAAAGAGAAGCAAAGAAAAUAAGCAACAGAGGUGCUGACCUUGAAAACCUCUACAGGAAUGGAACAGAAUCAUAAAGGGAAAGAAGCUAAACUGAUUACAAAAGGGUGAGAGAAGGCACAGUAAGGGAAAAGAGGGGAUGAGUCAGAGAUGAGUCUUUAGUAAGACAAGAGUAAACACAGGGAAAGGCUAAACUGAUUUCAAAAGGGAGGGAGGACAUUAACAUAAAAUGAUGGAAGAAGCCGCAGGUGAUCAUCUGUAAGAACAGGAUGGAAAACAGAUAAUAAGAGAGAGGAGGUAAAGAAGUGAUCCCUCACUUCUCCUGCGAGCCUUGGCUGUACGUGUUUUGCCAGUACAGUUUGUUGUCUUUAUAUCGUUUCCUAGGGAACGCUCUAUGUAUUCUGCUGUCCAUAUGUGUGGAUCAUUUCCCGCUAACAGAAUUUGCUACACGGUGACUGUCAAUCAAAGGGUCCUGACCAGAAACAAGCCCAAGACUACAGGUGUCGCCUUUUUUUGCCUGGACAUCAUAAGUGAUUUUAAAUUUGUGUUGUAUUAAAUAUCGAGUUUGUGGCUUUCCUCCAAUAUGCAUGAAGAUAUUAAAUCAUCCAGGUCACAGGGAGUCUAGAAGUUCUAAGUCAAAGGCAACUGAGCUCCAUUAGCAGUCCAUUCAUCUUAAACUUGUGCCUCUGAUUUACUUAAAAAGGCAAUCCAAAGAUGAUUAAACUGAUGGAUAGGCAUACAAACCUAUUUUUUGUUUUCCAUUUUAGCAGACAGACAUGAAAUUAUCUGUUUUAGGGUAUAUUUAAGAUUGCACUUAUGAUAAACAGAUAAACAGGGCAAAGAUACAGACUGUCAGUCAUUCAUUCUCAUGCACACCGCAAAGGUAUGUUUUCAGCUCAGUUUGUUUGUCAGCAGGAUAACGGAAAACUACUGACUCGAUUGUCGUGAAACUUGGUGGGAGGGUGUAGCAUGGGCCAGGUACGAACCCAUUUAAUUUUGGAGUGGAUUUGACACAUGGGGUGGAUACACAAAUUACAUUGACUUUUGUUAACAUUGCAAGAUAGGGCAUUUGGCCUUGGCAGAGGUCUGCGCUCUCCAAGUGCACUUCUAGUUUGUUAAAUGUUUGUUUUAACUGAGUCAGCAUUUGUUGAUUUUAAAAUUGUUUAUAUAUUUGUUUACUUUACUAAAACUGAGCGUUGUUUUCUGCAGUCUUGCUGCUCCAUUCCAUCUAGGAUGGAGCUGUAGUGCAGACGCAGACUCCAUGCAGGGUGGGGAAUUCCAGCCAUGGCUACCACAUUUGGUUAACCACAACCUCAAUUCCAGGAGUCUCUCCAAUAGACUGCUGGGGCUUGUUU
Messenger RNA from Epinephelus fuscoguttatus (brown-marbled grouper), 4942 nucleotides. It is a transcript of the gene unc5ca, whose product is annotated as unc-5 netrin receptor Ca. Gene Ontology annotation, molecular function: protein binding; netrin receptor activity. The transcript is spliced from 18 exons. NCBI's taxonomy places the organism in Eukaryota, Metazoa, Chordata, Actinopteri, Perciformes, Serranidae. Bases 329 to 3196 code for a protein of 955 amino acids. Gene Ontology annotation, cellular component: membrane. Gene Ontology annotation, biological process: netrin-activated signaling pathway. The record is from RefSeq and is a predicted model, not a curated record.